Messenger RNA from Cucurbita moschata (crookneck pumpkin), 992 nucleotides. Its product is annotated as putative pectinesterase 11. The record is from RefSeq and is a predicted model, not a curated record. Gene Ontology annotation, molecular function: pectinesterase activity. The transcript is spliced from 4 exons. NCBI's taxonomy places the organism in Eukaryota, Viridiplantae, Streptophyta, Magnoliopsida, Cucurbitales, Cucurbitaceae. Gene Ontology annotation, biological process: cell wall modification. The coding region runs from base 3 to 929 and encodes 308 amino acids.
CGAUGGCGCCUGCAGAUAUGAGCACUGCGAGGCUGAUAAGGGUAGACCAAUCUGGAAAGGGAGAUUUUAGGAAGAUUCAAGAAGCCAUUGAUUCUGUUCCAUCCCGAAACAAUGAACUCGUUUUCAUUUGGAUCAAACCCGGAACUUAUAGCAGGGAGAAAAUUGUGGUGCCGGAGGAUAAGCCGUUCAUAACAUUGAGCGGCAGCAAAGCCUCCGACACCAUAAUCACAUGGAACCAAGGAAGAGAUUUACUUCAAUCUCCGGCGAUCUCUAUCUUCGCCGCGGACUUCGUCGGCCGUUUUCUGACCAUCCAGAACACAUACGGCACCACCGGCAUUGCGGUGGCGCUGAGGGUCUCCGCCGACAGAGCCGCCUUCUACGGCUGCCGGAUCAUAUCCUUUCAAGACACCCUCCUAGACGACGUCGGAAGACACUACUUCAAGAACUGUUACAUCGAAGGCGCCACCGAUUUCAUAUGCGGAAACGCAGCUUCUCUCUACGAGAAGUGUCAUUUGCACUCAACGUCGGAGAGAGGCGGGGCGAUGACAGCGCAACACCGUAACACGGUGGCGGAGAACACUGGGUUCGUGUUCUUGGGGUGCAAAAUUACAGGAAGUGGAUCGGCUUUACUUGGACGGCCAUGGGGGGAUUGCUCAAGAGUUGUGUUCGGCUACACUCAUAUGAGCAACGUUGUUGUGCCAGAGGGCUGGAAUGACUGGGGAGAUCACACCAAGCAAAGGACGGUGUUCUAUGGGGAAUACAAAUGCUACGGACCAGGGGCGAACAGAGCAAAAAGAGUAGUGUGGUCACGCAGCCUCUCGACGGAUGAGGCUGCAAAACUCUUCACAAAAGACAUGAUCGGCGGUCGAGGUUGGCUCCGACCUGCUCCGUCUCAUUUCAAGAGAAGCUCCUCCACCAUUGUCCAGUAAGAGAGAACAAAAUAAUAUAUAUUCAAUUAUUAUCGUAAUGUAAUAAAACUAUUAAUUUUUAUU